Messenger RNA from Drosophila arizonae, 1781 nucleotides. It is a transcript of the gene Sec22, whose product is annotated as vesicle-trafficking protein SEC22. Lineage: Eukaryota; Metazoa; Arthropoda; Insecta; Diptera; Drosophilidae. The record is from RefSeq and is a predicted model, not a curated record. Gene Ontology annotation, biological process: endoplasmic reticulum to Golgi vesicle-mediated transport; retrograde vesicle-mediated transport, Golgi to endoplasmic reticulum. Gene Ontology annotation, molecular function: SNAP receptor activity.
AGCCGCUGACGUGUUUCAAGCAAUACAAAAACACGAAUCCAUUUACCCUCACACAACAUAGUUCCGUAAAUUUAUCGGGCGAUGUACGAAAUCGUGAUUUCGCCAACAAAAUAACAUCACAGUCAUUUGGUUUUCAGUAUUUCAGACUCUAAAUGAAAGUUGCUAAUUCAAAGCAACAACAAAAACAACAACUGAUUCCAACGGACACAGCGGCCAAAAGUGGGGAGUAGCGGCCGCGGCAACAAUAAACGAAGUGGAAAGCCAGCCGCAUUAAACUGUAGCCGUGGCCACAGUCGCGCAUUAAGCAACAUAGACAGACACACACACACACAAACAUUUCCAAUUGAUAUUACCCCAGUCCCAGAGAGCAGAGAGCAAAGGACACAGGCUAAACUAUGGCGCUGCUGACGAUGAUUGCCCGGGUCAUUGAUGGUCUGCCACUGGUGGGCACCAUGCAGGACGACGAGCAGAGCGGUCGUAGCAUCUUGGAUUAUCAAAAUCAAGCGAAAAUGCUAUUUCGCAAGCUGGGCACACACUCGCCAGCGCGCAGCAGCAUCGAAACAGGACCAUAUUUAUUUCACUAUCUUAUCGAGAACGAUGUUUGCUACUUGGUGAUGGUUGAUAAAAUGUAUUCGAAGCGUUUGGCAUUCAACUAUCUGGAGGAUCUGGCACAGGAGUUUCAUACGAACUACGGCCGGCGUGUCAAUUCGGUGACACGCCCCUACGCCUUCAUCGAGUUCGACGUGUACAUACAGAAGGCGAAAAAACAACUGACAGACCGCAGACGCAACAUAAGCAACAUUAACACACAGCUGCAGGAUGUGCAGCGCAUAAUGGUCCAGAACAUUGACGAUGUACUGCAACGUGGCACUGUCUUGGCGGAGCUGGACACUAAAACACAGAACUUGUCGAUGAUGUCACAGAAGUAUAAGAAGGAUGCCAAAUUAUUAAAUCGCAAAUCAAUGUACGUCCAGGCGGCCGCCGUGGGCACUCUAUUUCUAGUGUUUAUACUUUACUUUUGGGUUUUGUAAUAUAUGUACGUACGUUAGUCGCACUAGAUGUUAGUUGUCAAUAUGUAAUGAAUGUAUGGCUCGUUCGGGCGGCACGCUUUCAUCUUUGUUGUGUGCCGCUGGCAUCGUUGCUUUCAACACGUCAUAGACGACGAGCAGCGGAGCGGUCGUGGCGCCAACUGUGUGCUGCUAGUUUCAAAGGCCAAAAGACAUUUCAAUAUUUAAUAUAGUACUUGUACAACAACAACAAGAGCAGCAGCUGCAGCAGCAACAACAACCUAGAUAAUAAUAACCACUGAAUGGGGGGCACAUCAUUUUGACACGCUGCCCCGCUGCUUGCUUCAAUUUAUACCUUGCGUUGUGGGUUUAAACUACCUUUUAUUUCCAAGCAUACACAUACGAACACUGAACCACACACACACACACACACUCCCAAAGAGAGGCGAGCCACAACUCCAUAAAACGGCGAUAAUAUACUGACUACGGUUUAUGACACUUGUUCAUAUAUUUAAUUGGCUUGCUUAACACCAUUAUCUGGCAUGCAGCAGCGAGAAAGAGAAAGGAAGAGGGAGUGAGAGUAAUGGACAAAAUUAGUUUUAUAUACUGUAUUUAUCUGUUUAUGGAGCCGGCCCACAGGCACAGAAAACUUUUGUAAAUUAUCGUAAGCCCAAACAAAUGUGUGUAUAAAUAGCUUGUAUAUGAUGCUAAUCAUCACUAUGACUAAUGAUGGAUAUCAAUAAAAUACUAUAUUAGGCAAUUUCAAACAAAUUA